Molecule: messenger RNA, 2996 nt
Organism: Castor canadensis (American beaver)
Lineage: Eukaryota; Metazoa; Chordata; Mammalia; Rodentia; Castoridae
Gene: Eml2
Product: EMAP like 2
Biological process (GO): microtubule cytoskeleton organization
Cellular component (GO): mitotic spindle
Molecular function (GO): microtubule binding
Source: RefSeq, a predicted model, not a curated record
AGACAGUACCGAGGGGGACCCGGACGCAGCCAAUCCUGGCCUGAAGAUUGUGUUGGAGGGACUGGCAGAGGGUGUCCCGACCCCUCUCUCUGCGCAUCCUGGGGGAUGACCCCGGUGCCAGGCUCGGCGCCGGCCGCCUGAUGCUGGGUGGGCCGAGCUGGGGAUGCUGGAACGAAGGGCGUUGCUAUGGCAACGGGAGGCAGGGCCUGGGGGGGGGACCGGGCCCGGGCUGGGGCAGGGGGGGCCGGCGGUGGCUGUGGCGGGGCGAUGGCGGAGCGCGGCCCGGCUUUCUGCGGUCUCUACGACACAUCUUCGCUGCUGCAGUACUGCAACGAUGACAAUUUGUCGGGCACCAGCGGCAUGGAGGUGGACGACCGCGUGUCGGCGCUGGAGCAGCGGCUGCAGUUGCAGGAAGACGAGCUGGCGGUCCUAAAGGCGGCGCUGGCGGACGCACUGCGUCGCCUGCGGGCAUGCGAAGAACAGGGCGCGGCGCUGCGCGCGAGGGGCACCCCCAAGGGCCGGGCGCCCCCGCGUCUAGGGACCACCGCUUCGGUGUGUCAGCUCUUAAAAGGCCUUCCCACCAGGACGCCCCUAAAUGGCUCGGGACCCCCGCGGCGUGUGGGCGGCUAUGCCACGUCCCCAUCUUCCCCUAAGAAAGAGGCGACCUCCGGGCGCAGUGGCCGACGCUAUUUGUCACCAGAGCGCCUUGCCUCCGUGCGUCGCGAGGAUCCCCGCAGCCGCACCACAUCCUCCAGCAGCAAUUGUAGCGCCAAAAAGGAAGGCAAAACCAAAGAAGUUAUCUUCAGCAUGGAGGAGGGCUCUGUGAAAAUGUUCCUGAGAGGUCGUCCUGUGCCUAUGUUGAUCCCGGAUGAACUGGCACCCACCUACAGCCUGGAUACGCGCUCUGAGCUACCUUCUUGUCGGUUCAAACUGGACUGGGUCUAUGGCUACCGUGGCCGUGAUUGCCGGGCCAACCUUUAUCUGCUACCCACUGGAGAGGUAGUGUACUUUGUGGCCUCUGUGGCUGUGCUGUACAGUGUGGAGGAGCAGAGGCAGCGACACUACCUGGGACACAACGAUGACAUCAAAUGCCUGGCUGUCCACCCGGAUAUGGUCACCAUCGCCACGGGGCAAGUGGCCGGCACCACAAAGGAGGGAAAGCCCCUGCCGCCCCAUGUGCGCAUCUGGGACUCAGUUUCCCUCUCCACCUUACACGUGCUGGGCCUGGGGGUGUUUGACCGAGCCGUGUGCUGUGUGGGCUUCUCUAAGUCGAAUGGGGGCAACCUGCUGUGUGCAGUGGACGAAUCCAACGAUCACAUACUGUCUGUGUGGGACUGGGCCAAAGAGACCAAGGUGGUGGACUGCAAGUGCUCCAAUGAGGCUGUGUUGGUGGCCACCUUCCACCCCACAGACCCCACGCUGCUUAUCACCUGCGGGAAAUCCCACAUCUACUUCUGGAGCCUGGAGGGGGCCAGCCUGAGCAAGCGGCAGGGCCUCUUCGAGAAACAUGAGAAACCAAAGUAUGUGCUGUGUGUGACCUUUUUGGAGGGUGGCGACGUGGUCACCGGAGACUCCGGGGGAAACCUCUAUGUCUGGGGCAAAGGUGGAAACCGCAUCACCCAGGCGGUGCUGGGUGCCCAUGACGGUGGCGUGUUUGCCCUCUGCGCCCUGCGGGGUGGGACGCUGGUGUCUGGAGGAGGCCGUGACCGACGGGUGGUCCUCUGGGGUUUUGACUACAGCAAGCUGCAGGAGGUGGAGGUCCCUGAGGACUUUGGCCCCGUGCGCACUGUGGCAGAGGGCCGGGGAGACACGCUGUAUGUGGGGACCACCCGCAACUCCAUCCUGCAGGGGUCAGUGCACACGGGUUUCUCACUGCUCAUUCAGGGCCAUGUGGAAGAGCUGUGGGGCCUGGCUGCACACCCCAGCCGGGCACAGUUUGUGACCUGUGGGCAGGAUAAACUGGUGCAUCUGUGGAGUUCAGAGUCCCACCAGCCCUUGUGGAGCAGGGUCAUUGAGGACCCUGCCCACUCGGCCGGCUUCCACCCCAGUGGCUCUGUGCUCGCGGUGGGCACAGUGACGGGCAGAUGGCUGCUGCUGGACACAGAGACCCACGACCUGGUGGCUAUCCACACCGAUGGCAAUGAGCAGAUCUCAGUGGUCAGCUUCUCUCCAGACGGGGCAUACCUGGCCGUGGGCUCCCACGACAACUUGGUGUACGUGUACACGGUGGACCAGGGCGGCCGCAAGGUCAGCCGCCUGGGCAAGUGCUCGGGCCAUUCCAGUUUUAUCACCCACCUGGAUUGGGCCCAGGACAGCAGCUGCUUUGUCACCAACUCCGGAGACUACGAGAUUCUGUACUGGGACCCUGCCACCUGUAAGCAAAUCACUAAUGCAGAUGCCAUGAGGAAUGUGGAGUGGGCCACUGCUACUUGUGUCCUGGGGUUUGGUGUGUUUGGGAUCUGGUCAGAGGGGGCAGAUGGUACCGACAUUAACGCCGUGGCCCGUUCCCACAACGGGAAGCUGCUGGUUUCCGCUGAUGACUUUGGCAAAGUUCACCUAUUUAGUUACCCUUGCUGUCAGCCUCGAGCUCUCAGCCACAAAUAUGGUGGACACAGCAGCCAUGUGACGAAUGUGGCCUUCUUGUGGGAUGACAGCAUGGCCCUGACCACGGGCGGCAAGGACACCAGCAUCCUACAAUGGAGGGUGGUCUGAAGCAGGGGGUCCUGGGGACAUGGGGCCAGGGUAGAGUCAGGUGGCAGGGCUGGAAUUCUAUUUUCGGGAGAUGUCUAUUGCUAAGUAGAGUAAUAUAUACCCAGAGUACGUCUAUAGCAGAGGGGAUUAUGGGGGUGGGAGGGCGAAUGGAUAAACAGAAGUCUCUAUUUAUCGGGGUGGGAAAAGGAGUCACAAUACUUGGGGGGAGCCAUUGGUUUUUGGUUUGAAGUGUUUUUUAAGUUUAUUCUUUUAUAUCAUCCAAAAAUAAAGACACAUGCACUGAG